AUGCGGAAUCGCGGCAGUCCAGACGGAGAGCCGCAGGCUUCGUCCAAUGACGGCGCGGAAGAGAUGACGCUGUCCGGCGAGCCGGUUGCCGGCCGUUACAAAAAAGGCGGGGAGCUGAGCGACGCGGAAUUUCUGGCGGUGCACGGCAAAACGAGAGCGCAGAUCGCGGAGGAGAAGCGGCUCGUGGAGGCGCAGGGGAUGGAGAUUAACUACCUCGUGCCGCCGCGGUCGACGAAGCUGUCGGACGUGAUCGCAGUGUUCAUCGCGCACAUGCUGCCGUUCACGCUCGCUCCUUUCAUCCUCACAAUAAUAGUCGUGUACACCUCGUACAUACUGCUCGGGUGGCUGGGGCCGCUCAUCGCCUUCCUCGUGCUCUUCUACCUCACCGUCUGCCGGAUGCAUUACGACCCCAACACGCGCCGCCAGUACCAGGAGCUGUACCUGAAGAUGGCGCGGUACAUGGUAUCAGUGCGCAUGGUGACGCCCAGGGACCGCAUUCCCGACGGGCCGUACAUCUUUGCGUUCCACCCGCACGGCCGCAUGUUCUACUCCACCUCGCUCAUCAUCCAGUCGCAAGCCCUCUGGCGCAAACACUUCUGCCCUAAAGGCGAUUUCUUCGGGUCAGCAGCGGGGGCGUUCUUUGUGGUGCCCAUCGUGCGCAACAUCCUGAACAACCUGGGGCUCGUGUCUGUGGACAAGCCUGCCAUCGUGCGCACGCUCAGGAACAAGGACCACGUGACGAUCACGAUCGGGGGGGUGAAGGAAAUCUGCCUGGGAACCAACCCAGACUACGACAAGCUCUACCUCAUGAAGCGAAAGGGGUUCAUCAAAGUGGCGAUGGAUGAGAAGGUGGGCAUUGUGCCCAUCUACAACUUCAAUGAGAACCAGAUCUUCCGGCCAGAGCCGCACUGGUUCCUGGCGUUCUGGGAGUGGGUGAACAACUAUGUGGGCCUGGGCGUGCCGGGCAUGCGGGGUUACCUGCAGCUACCCAUGCCCUUCCGCAAGGAGCUACUGUUUGUGGUGGGCAAGCCGUUGUUCGCCAAGGAGGGGGAAACUGUGGAUGACUUCCAUGCGCGCUACGUGGAGGCGCUCAAGCAGCUCUUUGACACCUACGUCCCCAUCUCGCCACACCCCUCACACAAACUCGUCAUCACAUAG
Molecule: messenger RNA, 1158 nt
Organism: Closterium sp. Naga37s-1
Lineage: Eukaryota; Viridiplantae; Streptophyta; Zygnematophyceae; Desmidiales; Closteriaceae
Source: the annotation of a GenBank genome assembly